Messenger RNA from Chinchilla lanigera (long-tailed chinchilla), 1436 nucleotides. RefSeq names its product early growth response 3 (gene Egr3). NCBI's taxonomy places the organism in Eukaryota, Metazoa, Chordata, Mammalia, Rodentia, Chinchillidae. The record is from RefSeq and is a predicted model, not a curated record. Gene Ontology annotation, biological process: regulation of transcription by RNA polymerase II. Gene Ontology annotation, molecular function: RNA polymerase II cis-regulatory region sequence-specific DNA binding; DNA-binding transcription factor activity, RNA polymerase II-specific.
AUACCCUCCCCUGGCCCACCCCUUCCCCUCUUCCCUCCUCCUCCCCCCGAACUUUCCCUCUCGCAUGCUUUUCCCCUGCACCACGGAUCGCCUUUCGGAUGCCGCUUGCCUGGAAGCUGCGUUAGGAGCGAGCGGCGGUGGCCGCGGUGGCGGUGGCGGCGACAGCUCGGGAGUGCUAUGACCGGCAAACUCGCCGAGAAGCUGCCGGUGACCAUGAGCAGUUUGCUAAACCAACUGCCUGACAAUCUGUACCCCGAGGAGAUCCCCAGCGCGCUCAACCUCUUCUCCGGCAGCGGCGACUCGGUAGCCCAUUACAAUCAGAUGGCUACAGAGAAUGUGAUGGACAUCGGUCUGACCAACGAGAAGCCCAACCCGGAACUCUCUUAUUCGGGCUCCUUCCAGCCAGCCCCCGGCAACAAGACCGUGACCUACUUGGGAAAGUUCGCUUUCGACUCCCCUUCCAACUGGUGCCAGGACAACAUCAUUAGCCUCAUGAGCGCCGGCAUCUUGGGGGUGCCCCCGGCCUCAGGGGCGCUCACCACGCAGACGUCCACGGCCAGCAGCAUGGUGCAGCCGCCGCAGGGAGACGUGGAGGCCAUGUAUCCGGCGCUGCCCCCAUAUUCCAAUUGCGGUGAUCUCUACUCGGAGCCCGUGUCUUUCCACGACCCCCAGGGCAAUCCCGGGCUCGCCUAUUCCCCCCAGGAUUACCAAUCGGCCAAGCCGGCCUUGGACAGCAAUCUCUUCCCCAUGAUUCCUGACUACAACCUGUACCACCACCCCAACGACAUGGGCUCCAUUCCGGAACACAAGCCCUUCCAGGGCAUGGACCCCAUCCGGGUCAAUCCGCCCCCUAUUACCCCUCUGGAGACCAUCAAGGCAUUCAAAGACAAGCAGAUCCACCCGGGCUUUGGCAGCCUGCCCCAACCGCCGCUCACGCUCAAGCCCAUCCGGCCCCGCAAGUACCCCAACCGGCCCAGCAAGACCCCGCUCCACGAGCGGCCCCACGCGUGCCCAGCGGAGGGCUGUGACCGCCGCUUCAGCCGCUCGGACGAGCUGACCCGGCACCUUCGCAUCCACACGGGCCACAAGCCCUUCCAGUGCCGGAUCUGCAUGCGGAGCUUCAGCCGCAGCGACCACCUCACCACUCAUAUCCGCACGCACACGGGCGAGAAGCCCUUUGCCUGCGAGUUCUGCGGGCGCAAGUUUGCGCGCAGCGACGAGCGCAAGCGCCACGCCAAGAUCCACCUCAAGCAAAAGGAGAAGAAGGCGGAGAAAGGGGGUGCACCUUCCGCAUCCUCGGCGCCCUCCGUGUCUUUGGCCCCCGUGGUCACCACCUGCGCCUGAGGCUCGGGCUCCCAGGCCCCCUCUUUUUCCCUCCAGUGCCUCCCAGUUGCUCGCUUGAAAGCAGCGGGAAAGCCAGCCACGGAGGCUUAGGG